Molecule: messenger RNA, 2087 nt
Organism: Porites lobata
Lineage: Eukaryota; Metazoa; Cnidaria; Anthozoa; Scleractinia; Poritidae
Source: the annotation of a GenBank genome assembly
AUGUGCGGUUUCGUGCAAGGCAUUUAUGACAAGUUUGACUGGAUUCGACACAAGGGACGCACACCUUCUUACAUUACAGGACCUUCCUUUGAUCACACCACUGGAAACUUGACCGGUGAGCUCUUAGCUAAUUCAUCAGUACAUCUAGCCAGUCCGACUAUUAGCAACGAGAACUGGAAUAACGUAUAUCAAAUUUAACAGUCAGUUGGUCGGCAUUUCUACUUCAUUUUUUGCAUGAAAAUAUCACUAGUUUUAGUCUUGCAAAUUUAAUUACAUGUCACUCUUUUCUAUCAUUGUUGUUGUUGUUGUUGUUUCUUAGAUUAAACUGCUUGUUUUUGUUUCUUUUUUUGUUGCUUGUACGUUGCACAGGUGUAUCAAAUGUAGGCGAGAGUAUCUAAUUUAAUUUCGACUACCUCGGAAUCGGUGCAACUACAACAAUGCAGUUACUCUUUACAUCGUGGGCUUUGUCGUCAUUUGCUCUCUGAUUCUACCAUGAAUAAUACGUCUGUCUUCAAAGAAAAAAAUAAAACGAAUAAAAGGAAACUUGGAAACUUACUAAUAGGUACUUCAGAUGAUCAUUCUACGUCAUUUAAGCUGGACUAACGUAACGGUACUGUUGUAACAGUUAGAAUACUGUUUUAAGUCAACUGGAUACUUUUUCAGUGCCUUCUGGUCAAUUUUUUUUCUUGUUGCCUUCCUUACAUCUUUUCCUCUUUGUAGGUUAUUACAUGUGCAUUUUUUAGAAAUAUUUAGUCCACAGGAGAGAGCUGUGAAUAAUAUGACAAAAUUGGACCGUCCUCUACCGAAAAGACUAAGUUGCUACUCUCUAACCAUCUUCAUCCCUAUAAGGUUAUUACAUGUAUAUAGAAGCAUCCAGUCCAAGACAACCAGGUGAUAACGCAAAAUUGUACAGUCCUCCACUGGAAUUCUUUGGGAAUAUGUGCCUUCAGUUCUAUUACCAUAUGUCUGGUGCAACUACUGGAAGCCUGAAUGUCACCGUAAGUGGGAACUUAGUGUUCUCUGCACGUGGUUAUAAAGGAGGUUUGUGGCGUAAAGCCAGCAUAAAUGUAUCAGCUAUCGAGGGAUUGCAUAGGGUAAGCCAUGCGUUAUUUUUGUGUCUCUUCUAACAACAACAACAAUAACAACAACUGAAUCUUUAUUUUUAUCAACUUAUUGCUUAACAAUAAAUUAGGAUAAUGAUAAUAUUGAAACUACAAUUAGAAUUUAAACUUUAAUGACCCCAUCAAUGGUGGUAAAACGCUGUUCUCCGAGAGCAGUAAUUGGGGAAGCCAACCGCGUUGAGAACCAUAAGCCACCAAUAGCUCACUUUUUUUGUUAAUUUAAUUGCCAUUAAAGUACAGCAGCGGGUCCGGGAAUUUUUUACAACUGAUAGUUUUCACCAAUCCUGGCCAUCAUUCGCUAUUAUUUAGUUACAUUUACAUAAACUACGUAGAUUCCUAUCUGCGAUCCUUAAGUGGUGGUAAUUUCAGUUUUACUGAAAGCACCUUCAAUAACAAGACUUUUCUGGUCUGAAGGGUACGCAGGACCACCUUCCAGAAGACGUCUUUCGGUUCUCGGGUCUAUGUUCUCCGAAUCUUACUUUAGCCAUAAGUUUUUGUACUUCGGUCUGUAAUGAAAAACUAAAAAAGUCGACAAUACUGCAUCCGUUAUAAUACUUCAUCUUUACCAUUAAUUAUAAAUUAAGCACACAUGAAAUAUAAGUGAUGUACCAUUUGGUAACAUUAUUUAGUCAUAGCAAGAUUAUUCUUUCUUACUCAUAGUGGUGCAAGUAAGUCCGUAAAUGUAGUGCAAAAUAUGAUGCGCUUGGUGUUUCCAAGAGGAUCUGUUUUGCUAUUAGCCGACAUUUCCCUAUUUCUAUUGUUAAGUUUGUAGUUUUUUGACAAAUUCGAAGAUAAUUUUUCAUUAAUUUCAAGACAUUAAUAACAACAGCGACUCUUCCGGACUGAUUGCACCUUUGACAGGUAACAUUUGAAGGCGUAGUGGGAAGCAGUUACACUGGUGACAUAGCAAUUGACGACUUCUCCUUGACAGCAGGGUCAUGUCCUUAUGGUAAGUUUUUUGACUAA